Molecule: messenger RNA, 459 nt
Organism: Caenorhabditis auriculariae
Lineage: Eukaryota; Metazoa; Nematoda; Chromadorea; Rhabditida; Rhabditidae
Source: the annotation of a GenBank genome assembly
AUGUGUUCCGUGGACGAUCACCAAAAGGAGGCGGACCUUGGGUCACAAGUGGAGCCGCCGCGGUCAGCGAGUGCACACCUCGCGCUUGUCUCCCUCCGGCUCUGCAGCCAGUCAGCUGAUCUACAAGGCCUCUUCACGAUCCGCACGUAAGGACGCUCCAACCGGCACGUCUUGUACUCGAUAUUGAUAGGGUUUUGUCUUGGAGGCACCUUUUUGAGAAAGAUAAUUUUUUUUGUUUUGAUAUGGAGAAGCUUUCUUGUUGGUCCGUCAACCAAUAAAUCAUCAUUUGGUUGGUUUUUCAAGUCGUUUUUUUUUCUACUAGGGGUAAACAAGAUCUUUUUGAGCCAUAAUGAAGAUCCGCCUUUGGCCGAAGUCCAGACGUACACUGAUGCAGUUAAAAGAAAGCAUGGUCUCACGGUCCUUGUUCUACUGAGCGGAGUUCAUCUAGUUGCGCCUUGA